UCUUCCGGGGACGGUGCUUAGAGGCACUCAAGAUGGUCCAGCGUUUGACCUACAGUCGUAGGCUUUCCUACAACACAGCCUCUAACAAAACUAGGCUGUCCCGGACCCCUGGCAACAGGAUUGUUUACCUUUACACCAAGAAGGUUGGGAAAGCUCCUAAAUCCGCAUGUGGUGUGUGCCCAGGCAGACUUCGAGGGGUUCGUGCUGUGAGACCCAAAGUCCUUAUGAGAUUGUCUAAGACAAAGAAGCAUGUCAGCAGGGCCUAUGGUGGGUCCAUGUGUGCCAAGUGUGUCCGAGACAGGAUCAAGCGAGCUUUCCUUAUUGAGGAGCAGAAAAUCGUUGUGAAAGUGUUGAAGGCACAAGCACAGAGUCAGAAAGCAAAAUAAAUAUGCAAUUUUUUUUAAAUAAUAAAAAUCAAGGCUU
Messenger RNA from Arvicanthis niloticus (Nile rat), 423 nucleotides. The record is from RefSeq and is a predicted model, not a curated record. NCBI's taxonomy places the organism in Eukaryota, Metazoa, Chordata, Mammalia, Rodentia, Muridae.